AUGCCUAAGAAAUCACUCGAAGAUCUAGGUGAGUCUGCAAUUGAAUCAGUACCCUACUUGGCUAGUGAUGAGAAGGGUUCUAAUUAUAGAGAAGCCAGUCCAUUGGAGGCAGAUAAUGGGAAAGGUAAGAUCGAGAAGCAUACUGUGAAGCCAUGGGUUCAUUUUGUUGCUGGUGGUAUCGGUGGUAUGGCUGGGGCUGUUGUCACUUGUCCAUUCGAUUUGGUUAAAACAAGACUACAAAGUGAUGUAUAUCGUUCAGUUUAUAAGUCAAAUGUUACUACCACUGCAACGACUAAUGGAUUAAAAGUAUUGCAAUUGACUAAAAAUGCUGCUGUUCAUUUUAAGGAAACUUUUGGAAUCAUUGGCAAUGUCUACAGACAAGAAGGUUUCAGAAGUUUAUUUAAAGGUCUAGGUCCAAAUUUGGUAGGUGUGAUUCCCGCUAGAAGUAUCAAUUUCUUCACUUAUGGUACAACAAAGGAUAUAUAUUCUAGGGUAUUCAACAACAACCAGGAAGCGCCUUGGAUCCAUUUAAUGGCAGCUGCCACUGCAGGGUGGGCAACGGCUACUGCAACAAACCCAAUUUGGUUGAUUAAAACUAGGUUACAAUUAGAUAAAGCGGGAACUACUAGAAAAUAUAAAAACUCCUAUGACUGUCUGAAAAGUGUCGUCCGCAAUGAAGGUGUCACUGCAUUAUACAAAGGUCUAAGCGCCUCUUACUUGGGUUCUAUCGAAGGUAUACUUCAAUGGCUGUUGUACGAACAGAUGAAGCAUAUGAUUCAUAUGAGGUCAGUGGAAAGAUUUGGUAAUUUGAAUGAAGGCCAGAAAUCUACUCAAGACAAGAUCAAAGAAUGGUGCCAAAGAUCUGGUAGUGCCGGUUUAGCCAAAUUCGUGGCCAGUAUAUUAACUUACCCACAUGAAGUCGUCAGAACUCGUUUAAGACAGACACCUACAGAGAAUGGUAAAUUGAAAUAUUCUGGGCUAAUUCAAACAUUCAGAGUUAUCUUGAAGGAGGAAGGGUUUGCAUCCAUGUACAGUGGUUUAACCCCACAUCUAAUGAGAACCGUUCCAAAUAGUAUAAUUAUGUUUGGUACUUGGGAAUUAGUGAUUAAGUUACUGUCAUAA
This is a messenger RNA of Vanderwaltozyma polyspora DSM 70294, 1122 nucleotides long. It is a transcript of the gene RIM2, whose product is annotated as Rim2p. Bases 1 to 1122 code for a protein of 373 amino acids. Gene Ontology annotation, biological process: pyrimidine nucleotide import into mitochondrion. NCBI's taxonomy places the organism in Eukaryota, Fungi, Ascomycota, Saccharomycetes, Saccharomycetales, Saccharomycetaceae. The record is from RefSeq and is a predicted model, not a curated record. Gene Ontology annotation, molecular function: pyrimidine nucleotide transmembrane transporter activity. The transcript has a single exon. Gene Ontology annotation, cellular component: mitochondrion.